This is a messenger RNA of Vigna radiata var. radiata (mung bean), 1603 nucleotides long. RefSeq lists its product as uncharacterized. The record is from RefSeq and is a predicted model, not a curated record. NCBI's taxonomy places the organism in Eukaryota, Viridiplantae, Streptophyta, Magnoliopsida, Fabales, Fabaceae. The transcript has 3 exons. The coding region runs from base 32 to 1297 and encodes 421 amino acids.
ACUCUGGAAUUUCUGAAUUGGUGUUAGAGGCAUGGAAGGAAUUCCUGUGAGGAGCGUGAUACCUUCAGCUUCAACAUCUCACUCUCAUCAUCUCCAAAGGAAAACAAUCAUACAACUAUCAUCUUCUUCAACAACAAAGCUUCUCACCCAAAACAGAUGCUUACGUUUUUCUGUUCGGGCCAAACUGUCUUCCACUGAUUUUCAAGAUUUUCGGAGCUAUGCGAGGCCUUCGCAUCUUUUGCCAGCCUCUGAGGUGAAAGUGUACACAGAUACAUCAGUAGAAAACAUUUCAUCUCUGAAGGAGGGUGGAUCCAAAUCUUUAUAUAGGGUCAAGUUAUGUACAAGCAGCUUAUAUGGCUCAAGUAUUAGUGACUUAAAUGCUGGAAUUCUCCUUUGCUUGAUAGAUGAAAAUGGAAACUCCAUAUUGCAAAGAAUCCCUGUUAGUUUGAUGAUGGAUCAUUCUACAGAAUCAGGGGAUAUUACGAAUAUUGACAUGCUUCAUUUCCAAAGAGGUUCUGCAGAUGAAUUCAUUUUUGAGGGUCCAAAAAUUGCAAGACUUGAGGCUCUCUGGGUUAGUGUUGAAUCAGGUCAGUGGCGCCUUGGAAGUGUAUCCUUAAUGGUUAUUAGUUGUGAAGGGCAACCGUCUGGAUUGGAAGAUGGGUUACAAAGUUACACUGGCUUUCAGUAUGACUUUCAGAUUGAUGAUGUGUUGCUUGGUGAGGGAACUGAUCUGUCCAUGUUGGAAUUAAGACCUACCCUUGUGACUGAGCUGGAAGGGAAUGAUCUCACAAACAUCUUCAACAAAGGACUUAGUGACUCUACCUUGCUUUCAAAUCCUAAGAUCUCAAAAGAAGAUAGUAUGAGGGAAUAUGCAGAUUUGAAGUUCUCAUUGUUAUUUUAUGAUGCUAUGCUUACACUUUUUGGUACAGCUGUGGCUUCCUUCUCAGCUGGAGAAAAUGCUGGUAUUGAUUUCUUGAUUGGUGGGGUUGGAGGCUUCUUGUAUCUGCUACUGUUGCAGAGAUCUGUGGAUGAAUUGCCAGCUUCAGAACUGAUCACUAGUGACAAAGGUAGAAGUGAUGCAUUUUUCAGGGGAAUUAAGGGUCCAAUAGCAAGUGUGGCUUUGGCUCUAGGAUUGGCUGUAAUUGCAACAAGGUAUAGCUCUGGAGAUCUUCAAGUCAUGCUAACACCAAAAGAUCUCAUAUUUGGAAUGAUGGGAUUUCUUGUAUGUAAAAUCUCUGUUUUGUUGGCUGCAUUUAAGCCUAUAGCACUAGGUUCAAAGUUGCCAACUGAUAUGUAACAUUAUACUUUUGUCUCCUGUGAAGUGGUUUAAUUUUUAAACCCAUUGUAUCAUCAGUACAAUGAUUCAUAUUGUUAUAUAGUGCUCAUUAUAGAUGCAUGGAUUCCUCCUUGCUGGCAAGAGAUUCUUCUAAGCAAGGGAAACAAGUUCUGUUUGAGGCUGGCAGUGAAAAAACCAGCAAGUCAAUCAGAGUUCUGUGUGUGUGUGUGUGUUUUAGGUAUUUUUUUUAUGUUUACUUAUUUUAUAUCCUAUUGUACCAACGAUAUUGCUGAUUCAAUACUUAAAGUUGAUCGUUUGUAAUUGUUA